UGAUGUCACUUCCUGUUUGAGCGCUUGUGCGGCGCGGGAGCCUACUUCCGGCUCGGCUGUUUGUUUGUGUCCGGAAGGGCCUUCCAGGGCUGAAGUGGAGCGUUGAGCGCUGCCUCCCAGAUCCACCAUACAAUGGUUCAUAGAUAAAAGUAGUCAAAUCUUUGACGUAGAGGCUAUUGAGCUGUGAAAAUGAACCCAAAUACUCCUUUCAGUGGACAGCAACCUGGAGGUUUCCAACUGCCACCUCAGCCUGCAACUGGAAUGUUUCCUGCUCAGCCAUCAUUCCAGUUUGGUCAACCACCUAUUUUUGGGAAAAACACAGGUAGUGGAGUAUUGCUGAAGAAUCCUGGAUUUACUCACCUACCUGAUUUUACAGUAACAACAGGAGUUCGUAGUUCUUUGGGUUUGGGGCAGACUCCUGGAUUUGCACAGUCUUAUACUGCUGCACAGACCACGUCCUUUGUGACUUCUGCCCCAACUUACUCUUCUGUUCCUAGCAAGCAAGCAUUCAGUUUUAAACCACCUACAGCUCUUGGGCCUUCUCACACUCCUCCUAACUUUGGAGCUACAUCUACAGAAACUUCGGGCAGUGGUUUUGUGGGCCCAGAUUUCAGCUUCAAAACCCCGGAGAAUGCAAUAUUCAAACCUAUUUUUGGAACUGGUUCAGGACAAGAAAAAUUGGCAAACACAGGAAACCAACCUUCUUUCACAUUUUCCUCUCCAAGUACUAGUGGAUCUGGAAGACUAGCUCCCUUUGCCAUCUCUCAAGCAGGCAGCAGCGCAGCCAGUACAAGCUAUAGUUUUUCAAAACCACUAAGCAGCAAUACUUCAGCAUCUUCAUUCGGUGUUGCUUUACCAAGCAAGACUACAGAGGAUGACAAAAAAAGACCUGCAGUAUUCUUUGCAAGCCCUAGUAGUAGUUUUACCUCCUUUUCAAACUCCUCUACUGGGUCUCUAGUGGAUCCUUUUCAAAUGAAUAAAUCAGCCAAGCUGCAGCAUGAAGAAAUUGUUGCACCAAGUGAGCCACAUUCUCUCUUUGGAAAGGGAACAAAGCGGAAAGAAGAGCAAGAACCUUUUCCAAGACGACAUGAAUAUGAUGGUGUGGAUGAGCCAGAACUUCUAUCAAAAAGUGACCAUUCUCCCAAUAAGCGACCUGUCAGGCUGAAUCGACCUAUACGAGGUUUGUUUGACAGAACAUUGCUAGAUGUAUUGAAAAGCAAUAAGAAAGAGUCAAAAAUGGAGAAAGUUCCUGCAGAAUCUGGAGAAAUGGAGCAAGCAGGUGCAGUAGGGGAAAGCCAGACUGGUUUCGCCAUGGCUAGAGCAGUAGUAGCAACACCAAGAAAGGAAGAAAGUAAGGUCAAAUUCAAGGAGGGUAAGUAUUUAUUUAUUUAUUUGUUAUUCGAACUUAUAUGCUGCCACUCCCCUGGGGCUCGGAGCAGCUUACAAGAAUGGCUAAAAUCUAACACAAUUUAAAAACAAUUUAAAACA
Anolis sagrei ordinatus is the source of this 1488-nucleotide messenger RNA. The record is from RefSeq and is a predicted model, not a curated record. NCBI's taxonomy places the organism in Eukaryota, Metazoa, Chordata, Lepidosauria, Squamata, Anolidae.